Messenger RNA from Hippoglossus stenolepis (Pacific halibut), 3129 nucleotides. RefSeq names its product coiled-coil domain-containing protein 149. The record is from RefSeq and is a predicted model, not a curated record. The transcript is spliced from 13 exons. NCBI's taxonomy places the organism in Eukaryota, Metazoa, Chordata, Actinopteri, Pleuronectiformes, Pleuronectidae. The coding region runs from base 171 to 1829 and encodes 552 amino acids.
AAGUGAUGCAGGUCGUCUGAUAAUCCGUUUAUGAUGAUGCAAAAUGUCCCUGAACACAACACGAGCCAACAUGGGGAUGGUUUGAUCUGAAACUCACCUCGUGUUUUUAUUUACUCGUUAUUAUUUAUUUAUUUAUUAUCAUUAUUAUUAUCUCUGUGACUGGGAGCGACAUGGAUCCGUCCAGGAGGAGUGAGAGUGACUGGCAGGGGCUGAUCAACGAGUUUGUAAUUUGCAAGCGUAAACUGGAGAGCAAGAAAGAGGCUCUCCUGAUUCUGUCGAAGGAGCUGGACACGUGUCAGCAGGAGAGGGAUCAGUACAAGCUGAUGGCAAACCAGCUCCGCGAGCGGCACCAGGGCCUCAAGAAGAAGUACAGAGAGCUCAUCGAUGGGGAUCUCUCUCUGCCUCCCGAGAAAAGAAAUCAAGUGAAUUUGGCUCAGUUACUCACGGACUCCAGAGAGAAAAGUCAUCAGCUUUCUGAGGAGGUGAAGGAGCUGAAACAGCGACUGGUGGAAGCUCAGGGAGAUAACAAGCUCCUCCGAAUGACCAUCACCAAACAGAGGCUGGGAGACGAGGAGGUCGGAGCUCGACACUUUCCCGCGCACGAGCGAGAGGAUCUGGUCCAACAGUUAGAAAGAGCCAGAGAACAGAACGAGGUGCUGGAGCUCAGUGUGAAGUCGCUCACUGACGAGCUGCAGGACGUCCGAGCAGAGCGAGACGUGUUUCAGCAGAAGGCUCAUCGUCUCAAUGUGGAAAUGAACCACAUCGUGGGAAAUGAUGAGAUUCGGUUUCUCGACAUUGAUGCACUCUGCAUGGAGAACAGGUAUUUGCAUGAACGUCUCACUCAACUCCAGAAGGAGGUCAACUUGCUCAAAACAAAUCUGAUGAAGUACAAGAGUGCCCUGGAGUGUCGGAAAAACUCUACAAUCGGAGGCAAAGCCAACAGCAGCGCUCUGACAGGAGUGCUCUCUGCCAAACAAGUGAAGGAAUUGUUGCUCUCUGAAGAAAACGGCUGCAGUUUGCCGGUGACUCCUCAGUCCAUCUCAGACCUCAAGUCUCUGGCCACAGCUCUGCUGGAAACCAUCCAUGAGAAGAACAUGGUCAUUCAGCACCAGCGGCAAAUCAAUAAGAUUCUUGGAAAUCGAGUAGCGGAGCUGGAGAAGAAACUUAAAGCACUAGAGAUGUCGGGAUUAUGGAGCCUGCCAGGCCUGACUUAUAAUGUGUCUCUGGGAAUUUAUGGUGGAGGAAAAGAUGCCAUCAUCCUGAACCCUCAGCCGACUGAGUCACCACAGUCUCCUGCACAGGAAGCUGAUAAAGGACCUGAAGAUAAACCUGCCGAGCAGCAGAUCUCCCCAGAAGUUCAAGACCAAGAGAGUGAAAUACCAGAAGCAUCAGAUUUUCAUGAAGAGGCCCCGCUGCCAUCCAGCGAGGAGACGUCCCCACAGAAGCUUUCGCACCAGUCGGCGGAUGAAGAGCCAGCCAGCCCUCAGAUGGAAAAGCCAAACAAUGACACUCAGAUCGCUGUGGAUUUAGCUGCUUUAACACAGGAAGAGGAGUUACUGAGUGAUUCCCUUCCCUCUGUGACGGAGGUGAACGCACCUCGUCCGUCAGACCACGACACACAACUGAAUUUACACGACUCCGACCCGACAGGAGGAGGAGAGUCGGAUGAAGCUGAAACUGUCGAAGCUGAGUGUGUUACCACAGAGGAAGACAUUGACGUUGCUUUGUCCUCCGCUGCCGCUGGUGAGAAGCAGCAGCACGUCGCCGCACCAAACCAGCAGGCAGAACUUUCAGAUGAGACUGAUGUUUGUGUCGGUCAGGAAAUCUGACGUCUUCCAGGAGCCGCUUACAGGUUGCAGAGCAUCAGGAGAAAGUGUAACAAGGGUAAUUACUGAAGAUUAAUUUAUAAUGUAACGAUACUUAAUUUAUUUUUAUUAAUAAUGAUGAUUACAAAUGAUAAUUUAGCUGCUAGGGUGAACAAACUGUCUAUAAUUGUGUUGUUAGUGGCCCAUGCAUGAAAGUUCAUGGUUGUCUACAGUCCUGAUUACAUCACUAUAUGUUUCUUUCUUUCCUCUAAAGACAUUUGUAGAAAAGAACUGUGUUCACACAGUUAUCACAACACUUCCAUUGAUAUUAUAUCCCUAAGAAUGUUAAUCAAGCCUAAGAAAUAAGUGAUUAUUCGACUUGUGCUUUCAUGUAUUCCAACCUUUCAACCUGAUGAAUUAGACUACAUGACCAACAGAAUGUGAACAACCCAAUGUGAGUCUUAAACACCUCAUUUUCAAGACUGUGGACGUUAAAAUGCGCUGAACUCUUCCAGGACAGAUUUCCACAAGAGCCGGGUCAAGAGAUUUAGCCAGGGAAUUAGUGAGGUUAGGCAAUGAUGUGGGAUUUUAUCCAAAAACUUGUUGUUUUGAGGACAGAUCUCUGAAAGCUAAGUCAUGUCCUUCUGCACACAGCUUAUAUAAGACCAGUUCUUUCCAGACGUCCCUUUGUACUCAGUGGAUUUGUUGUGUUGAAACAGGAAAAUAUUUUUUCCAAAAAUGUAGGCACUUAGAGUGGGAACAAACUGUGUCAGAGGUGUAAAGUAGAGGAUCUGUGAAAUAGUAAACAAGGAAUGUCUGCGAUGAGGCGUGAAGAAUUUGAAUUGUCUGCAUUUGAUUAUAAAAUGUCAGCCUUACUGUGGAUCAGCUCAGCUCUUCAGACUCACAGUCUGAAUUCAAACACCAGAGAAGGAGAAUGUAAUUUGUUUUAGUUUUCUGAACAUUACUGCUAUGGGUUGAUCUUCAACAGAAAGUUGUGGCUGGUUGUUAGUUUUCCACCUCAGUCCAUGCUUUACAAUUGAUUUUUUUUUUUUUUUAAACUGCCCUAUGUUGGGCCCUAUGUAGAGAACAAAAUUUAAGCCAUUUAUUUCAUUCACUCAAACAUAAUAGAAACAAUUCUAGUGUAAGACACUGGAGCCACAUAGAUUACCAGCACUAAUGUCUCACCUGUGCUUUUGUGGUGAAAUAAAUAAUCGUUAACUCAGCAGAUUGAAAUUACAUAGAGCCAUCUGUGUAUUGUAUCCGUGUUAAAUGUGAACAGAUAAAUCAUAUAUUUGUGGAAAAUAAACAAUUUUCAACUACUGCC